This is a messenger RNA of Spirometra erinaceieuropaei, 6137 nucleotides long. The record is from the annotation of a GenBank genome assembly. NCBI's taxonomy places the organism in Eukaryota, Metazoa, Platyhelminthes, Cestoda, Diphyllobothriidea, Diphyllobothriidae.
AUGACUAUACAGCCGAAUAAGAACGCAAUGAACACUUCGAUCAAGAGGUCUGUGUGAACCUAGCCGGAGAACGCAAAUACCAUCCUCAGUAGUGAUGAGGUCGAAGCAUCUGGAAUCGCGUGUUUAUUUUAACGUGUUGGUUAAAAAAACUCGUCAGUGACCAACUGAAGAAAUUCCUUUUCAAAGGAAUUUUAUGCUGGCGUACAGUACAUAAAUUCUCACACGAUGUUUGGACAGUUGAAACCGUCAAAUAACAUUGCGGGUUUACUACUGGAAACUUCCUUUAGCUCGGUUAUGAGUGCAUCGUCUGCAUUGUCCCGCCAUCCUAGAAGACCCGUUUGGUUAAAUGUUCGUGAGGGACAUUUGAGAACUUAAUAUGCAAUCUUAUUUUUUUGAAAAGACACGCCCCUGACAUAGUCGAUGCUAUCUGGUAGAAACAUAGAGAUUCCCCGACCCUUUUCUUCAUUUCAGUCCAUGGGCAGAGUCCGAAUGCCGUCCAACAAGACUUCUGUGGUUUCUAUCUGUUCAUUUAGCUAUGUCUCGGUUAGAGCUUACAAGUCAGAUUGAAGACUGGUUACAGUCAGAUUGAUUUCAUCAAAUUUGCUGAAUAGACUCUGUACAUUUGUGGAAAUCAUCAUCAUAUUAUUCCUUUCCUUCGAUCUCUGGAAACUAUACGCAUGUCCCAUUGAUGGAUAUUCCGUAUAACGUACCCAAUCCACUAUGUCAAGUUCGAAUAUGCAGAUGUUUUGUGCAACUGACGGUCAGUGUAUUUGCCAUUGAUUUCUUCGGAUAACUCAACAGAAACGAGAACUGUAUUUGUAAGACCCAGUUAUCGGCCAUUUUGAGAUUUAUUUAUCGCUGUCGCUCUCACGCUUUCUCAGUUCUGCUACCGGUGCUCUCUUUUCCAUCCGACUGGUAGGUAAUAGUAAAGAUAAAAACACACUGCGCUGGUUGAUUCGAAGAUCGGACUUUUGAAAAAAAGAGUUCUGCCAGUUGUUAGCAUCCUAGGACUACUUGCGGCGGUUCCGGUCAAGCUUCCUCCAUGUUAUUUAUCUCUAAAAGGGUUGGACAAAAGAUAUUUUGAGUUUCGACCGCCAUAAUUUGUUCUUAAGCGUCACUCAGUAACCUGUCGAAUGUCCGAAAAUCAUUUUUAGAUGAUUCUUUUAAAGUCUCAGCAGAAACCUCCGGAAAUUCCUGAACUACCGAGCAACGUGAUCUGUCAGGGAAACGAUUGAUGACUGUAUCCUGCAUACUUUCAAGGAUGCAUUCACAUUUAGAGGUGGAGGAAGUGUAGCUCCUGUCACACUUAUGACAACGACAGGCAAUAUUCAGGUGCCAUCGUCAAGGUCGUUUGCGCAAAAUUCCUGUUUACUUGUAUAAGCAGAUUUGUUACCGUUAUACUAUUGUCACUGGUAUUCGCGGCUGCAUUUUCUGGUUCCUCACCUGUAUUUUGACAUGCUACUGGUACAGUAUUAUUUUGGACUUGAUUUGUUUUUCGAUUUGCCUGAGUCUUACACUGAUAACGUCCUGUUGGUCAUUAACGUUCUGUUGCAUGCACGUUCUUAGAUCCGUAAGACCAGCAUCCGAUUUUUUCAACUUCGAGCAUGACAUAUGCCCAACGAUCGCAUGAUUUAUCCUCUUAUUCCUAAAUUCUUACGCUUAUGACGAUUAUGGGGUGCUGUGCCGACCCGUGCAUGCAAACAUUAAGGAGGCGAGUGCAGACAUUAGAUGUGAAAGUAAUCUUAACAAGCUUUGCUCUAAAUUUGGUGCCGCUGCUGCUCAUGAUACUAUCGUAAAAUUGCUGACAGUCCAUGGACGUCGAACUAGGGAAAAGACGCAUUUUCACUUUUGAAACUAUAGCGAAUAUCUCGAGUUUGUUUUGUGUGGCAUAUAAUGGGCAGUUAGGACUCAAUGUCGCGAAUAGAUAAUUUAUCAGAUCCCAUCUAACAGACUUACGCGCCACAAAUAAACUCAAAUUAGCAAAUUAACUGUAGCAUUUAAGAUUUAACGGUAUAAAUGCGUGUCUCAAGGAAAGCUUGAUACGAUAAAAAGGAAUCAUCUCGCAGAAGUUGAACAGUACUUACCGACAUCAACUCGUAACUUCUGUUUGUUUUAAUCAUCUGUUCACAAUUCGUCUCUCGGUCUUUCAGUUCGUCCGAGCUAACGGUGGUGUUAUUUCACGCACACCAUACUUGGGGUGUAUUUAUUAACACUUUCCUGGUAAUCCUUUCCUUCUUGUUUUUAUCCUUGAGGUCUGCCUAUUGAACGGUGAUAAUACGUUCUGCUUACCUUUUCUUUCGGUCUGUACCUCGUACGUUUUAUGUAAAGCGUAAAUUGGUAAGAUGAAAAAGUGCCAAGCGCCCCUUGGCGCUGAAGAUAAUCGGCAGUGUGCAUAAUGCAUUACACGGUGUAGACCGUAUGCACCUCACUGAAUAGGGCAGAAAAUCGUCGAUUGAAUAGUCGCAACAACUGCCUUCAGUAGCCUAUAUUAUUACUAAGUGUCUGGGCUGGCUAGUAUUCUAAGAAGAGUGAAGAGCACCACGUAGUCUGAAAUGACUGUUAGGCAGAAUUUCACAGAAUUCUAAAACGUCCACGUGUAGUACAAACUUUUGGAACUCUGUUGCUUUCCAUGACUCAAAGUCACUUCAACACGUGUUGAGGUAGGUGCCUACCUCGCUGAGAAAAUUCAGUAGGAAGGUAAGUGUUAAGCAAACAUAUAUUCUGGUCUAUUGCCUGAACUUCCGUUGACUUAAGAAUGGGUGGCGUCGUGCAACCGGUCGCUUUCGACCGACGACUCCUAACCCAUAAACUCAGCAGCUUAUUCACAACACCUAGAUACACGUCAUGUAGUGGAUCAAGAAAAAAAUCGGAAAUUAAUUUUAGAUUAUAAAUUAGAGAUGGAGAGAUGCCAACUCUGUGCUUGUCGUCUAUUGGCUGCAUAAAGUCCUCAUCCUUCCUCAUUCCUUGCCCUUCCUCUAGAUAAACUACUUUUUCCUUAUAAACUGACGCUGUACAACCUUCGCAGCCAUGAUAGGCAUUGAUUUCUUGAUUUGUUUAACAAAGGCCCUAACAGGCGCAUCACGAACUCGACUGCGAUAUGGACGUCAAUUGAGCUCUUGAGUUGGUCUAAACAGAUUCCCUGUUUCUGAACUGUUUUACAGAAUUCGUAAACGUCUGACAGCUUACAGUUUCCGCGAUAAAUACCUACGGAAAAUACGUCAUUGACAAAGCGCCGCACCACUCUUCCUAAAAUAGGCCAAAUUUCCGUCCUCGAUUUUCUAUAAACCUAAAGACCGUCAAUAGCCAAGUUUUUAGCCACAUUAUCUGCUGCGGUGACUGUAUUAAUAUGCAGUAGUCUACGAAUUUGCCUUACCAAACCUACGUGCAUGUAUUCACCACUACCCAUGGGGUUUACCUACAAGAUAUACGAAGCUCCGAAAAGCGUCCUUGGAUCGAUUGGCAGUUCGGGCACAAUAGGCCUUAAGAUAUCCAAAAGAUCUCGCAAGUGUGAGUGCCCUAUGUUGUAUCCAGGAGCUCAAUUUCGCAACUUCUGAAUCGUUCAAUUAUCUGUUUGAAUACAGCAACUACUUCCACUUGCCGUCUCUUGUGAAACUUCUGGAUGGACGAAUAUCGCUGGACUGGUGGUAAGCAAUGUGCACACUUCCGAUUCACGAGACUCUCGCCAACGAAUUGUAUUUAGCUAAAGCAUUCUCCGAAGUCUGUUCCGAUCUGUGUCUUUUCUGGACAAUUUCUUUAAUAUCACGACGAGCCUUGUCUGCAUGUCUCCUUAUGCGACGUGUACGUGUGUUCUCAGACUCCUAGGUAAGCAUUAUUACCAAAAUGUGAAAACAGUUAACAAGUAUCAACCAAAAACAGCAAUGUCACUCAAGCGCAGUCACGUCACGCCGUCAACACAUGAUAAUGACGCUUACGCGCGCGCGCAGGCAGAACGCGAUUAAAGAAAGGUGACUAACGAGCACUCAGAUUACAUUUAAGAGGCAACCAAUGACGCGUCGGGGACUUAUAUCUCGAAAAUUCGUCAUUUCAGUAUAUCGACUCGAUAUCCGUCUGCUACUAGGGAUAUAGCCAGUGUUACAUAAAUUCUCGUCUACACACUCCCUGUUCUAGGUUACUGCGUGUGUUGUGAACUGCCUGUCCUCAACUCAACCGAAACCUUUGACGGGUACGAAACCCUACUGUUUAAAUAACCAUCUUGGUGUGCGCCUCGCGCGUUUAAAGGGGUUGGGACCUUUGGUUUACGUCGGUAGGCAUAAAGUCAUGGUUGUGGUUCAUAUUGAAGGACGUUACCAUAAUUCCGCCCUUCUUUCUGUAAACCGCAUUAAAAAAAUUGGGUGUUUCGUGCCAAGUAAUAGUAGUCGAUAUUUCCGACUGGACUGAUUUUAUUAGUGACUUCAUCCAAGUCACUCAGUGACUGGGAUUCCGGUCGGUCUGUAACCCAACAGGAAACCCUAGUAGCAAAUCCGUAGCGAAGUGACAGCGAGUCGCUUAGGAUAAGUCGCGACAGGUAUGACCGACUAUCGGAUUUUGUCUAUUCGGUCGCUACGGAAACAACAGCGAAAAGUCGCGAUACGACGCCACACAGCUCCGGGACGGGACAUCAUUCCUUUGUGGACUAUGCCUUUUAGCACCUACUAAUUCGCAGGUUCUCCAGGAAAAAUUUAACUGAAGGCUUUUUUCAUGUAGUAAAAGAAAAGAUUUUAUUGUAAAGAAAAAGGCACAACUUAUCUUCAGAUCUCCUGCGUCCGGUUCCAAGCCAAGGCGUAUUAAGAAAAUGGUUAUACUAGCUGCCAGAGUCAUGCAGUAUUGGAUCUGGCUGUGAACGUUGUUUCGUAGAGCGUCGAAAAAUCUUAACCGCCUUCUGAUGGCGGCCUCGAGCUCAUACACAUCUACUUGGUCCCUCUGUUCCAAGCCGCGUAAACAUCUAUUUAGCAAAAUGAAUUACACAUAAGCAAUAGAGUACCCUUUGAUGACCUCGUAUGCCUGUGAACCACAGGAUUUCCUUCGGUUUUUGCCUCGUCGUCGAGGAGGGCAUAAAACACCCUCAUGAAGUAAUCAUCCGUGCUGUGUCCGCCGAGAGAGACCAAGAAUUUCCUCUAUAUGUCGUAAAAUCCGUGAGACUUUACUAGUUGAUUCCUGACCAACGAGUCAUGAGGCCUACUGUUCACCUCCGGGAAGUCGAAUUUCGUGCAUAUGGGCCGCCUUAUGGAGUUGGUAGGCAAGGCAGCGUCCCACAUUCUCGGAACAGACUGCAGAUAGUUAACAAGCAUCUGCAUGGUGUGCAGGCUCCCAUGGAUUUUGUGUCGCAAAGCUCGUUAACUACCGAAUCAUGACAAUAGCAACGAAGUUGGACGACCAAACAAGAAUAGUACCUGAUAGACAGGUGUACGUUUAUCCGCCGCGCGUAUACGUAAAGAGCACAAAUAUGUGAAACAAGCUAACACAAUGAGGUUUGUUUCCGGUGUGAUGAGUCCUGGCCAGGGAGGUCGCAUCUGGAGCGGAUGCAAGCGUAACAUUCUCCCCAUCGUCGAUACCGAAAGGAAUCAGAGCUGGAUCGCACCUUUAUUUUCCUUUUCGAAAAGUUGUUGUAUGCGUGGGACUGAAAUGCCAACUCAGGUCGUGCUGUGACAGGGCCUUGUUCUACUGUGUGUGAAUGACCGGUAACUUAGCUCAACUCGUUUGGCAGACUGAAGUUCUACGCUUCCAAUCGAUAAUCUACACUCCAACAAGGAGUUUUCCCAAACGACAGACCCAGCCUAUCUGUCGUCCUUGCUAUUCUUUUUCUGUCGUUCCCCUCUGUCGCCAUUUCUCUUGUUGAUCAAAUACAUAUUCCCUUGUUAUCAAGUCGUUCGCGAUCCUUGGUUUUAUUCGUGUUUUGUGUGACUGCAUAGAAUAACCCUCAACCGCCUGCAGACGAAAACGCCAAGGACGUUGCAGUCGUUGCGCCAAAAAGGGGUAACGGAAGUCAGCCGUAUCUGAAUCUGUCAGCCUCUCUUCGCUUACUUACGGACAGUACGUUUUUACAAAAUUAAUUGAUUGAGAGUAAAGCUUUAGUCUUUUUGCGUCGACGGUCUGAUGGCGUAUCUUAUCGUCCUUAUCAGCACAAUCAUCGCCAUUAG